Molecule: messenger RNA, 624 nt
Organism: Acanthopagrus latus (yellowfin seabream)
Lineage: Eukaryota; Metazoa; Chordata; Actinopteri; Spariformes; Sparidae
Gene: otos
Product: otospiralin
Exons: 4
Coding region: 124-393 (89 amino acids)
Biological process (GO): sensory perception of sound
Source: RefSeq, a predicted model, not a curated record
GUUUGCAUGUGUGUGUGUUGGAGGCUCUUCCUGCACUGAGCCCCGUCAGACCACAGCGAACCAGCAGCUUGAACAGGCAGCAUCUCUCUGCACGGCUUCACAAACGACCUACAGGAGGACGAGAUGAAGCUGUUGGUCUCGAUCGGCGUUCUCCUCGGCCUCUUCAUCUGUCAUCUCACUGAGGCCAGAGUCAUCCCAGAAGGAGUGCCGUAUGAUGAACCACCAGCUGUCCCCUACUGGCCCUACUCCACCUCUGACUUCUGGAACUACGUCGAGUACUUCAGAUCCAUUGGCGCCUACAACCAAAUCAACGAGAUGGCCCGGGCCUUCUUCGCCCACCAGCCCCUCGGAGACACCCUGGGAUAUGAGUCCAAUCAGGGACACGAACACUGAGAGAGGAGCUGGAUGGAGCCGUUGAGAUAACCUGAGGAGAUUCUUUAGGAGUUACUUAAUUAAUACAGAAAUUAAACAAGGCGGAGGGAAGGUAAUACAUAGCAAGUAUGUAACAGUUUGUAGCAUAGCCGUACAUAUAGAAUAAGCUUACUUAUGUAAAGUAUGUAGCUCUUUUGUAGGAUUGUAUUAUAUCUUCAUGCAGUGUGGCAUAAAUAAAACAUUUUACAAAUA